This is a messenger RNA of Cannabis sativa, 2487 nucleotides long. RefSeq lists its product as uncharacterized. Lineage: Eukaryota; Viridiplantae; Streptophyta; Magnoliopsida; Rosales; Cannabaceae. The transcript has 3 exons. Bases 831 to 2129 code for a protein of 432 amino acids. The record is from RefSeq and is a predicted model, not a curated record.
UGAUAGUUAAAUGGAUGAUUACCCAUCAGUAAAGCAUAAAACUUGGUGUUUGAUGUUGUGUUGAGUUAGGAUUACUAAAUAUAAAUUCUUAGUUACAUCAUAAAAAGUGGAAUUCAAUUGGUUGGUUAAUGGCGUCACACUUUUGUUAGAAUUAUAUUUGGUUAUUGGGACUUAACUGUGUUUUCAACAGAAAGUACUUUUUUAGAAUUAGCUCCAUUAAGUUAAAUUUAGUCCUUUCAUACACAAAGGUUGGACUCAAAUCAACGAUAUGACCAACUAAUUUUAACUGCUUUAGGAACUUUUAUAGUGGCUAACACAAAGACUACCCCAAAAUCACAAGAGAAAACACAAUAGAUAAUAUAUAAUGAAACAAUAAGAGUGAUUGUAAUAGACUGUAAAGUAGUUCAAGUGAUUGAGUAAAAGAAGUACUUAAUUUAAUUGUUCAUAUAAGAUGCAAGGUCAUACCUUGUACUGAUGGGGUGGCCUGACUAAGGGUAUAGCUGUUAAGAUGAGAUUUAUCAGGUUGAGAAAAACUAAAGGGGUAAAGGUUUAAUUUUCAUUCUGGUUUUAGAUUAUGUACAGAACAGACUUUAUUGGCAAGCCAUUAUACACUGUAAAAAAUGAAAACUACUACUGUUUUUUUUUUUGUUCGCUGGAAUGCUAAGUGUGCGAAUUAUACUCACCACUGUUUGUUUCUGGCUUUUCUUGGCUGUAAAUUAGGUGAGCUUGUUUUCAAACUGGAGUUAUCAUAGAAAGGAUCACAGAUAGCAGAUUCUUGACUUGUCCAAGACUAUAAAUGUUGGCAUAAUGAGGCAAAAUCUUUGACCAGGAUGGAUCCUCAGACUUUUAUUAGGUUGUCAAUAGAUUCACUGGGACUAAGGAUUCCAAGAACAGCUUUGAACUCCACUAAGUCUGAUAUUCACGCGUUCUCUUCCCCGUGUUCAUGUGAAAUUCGUCUUCAAGGUUUCCCGGUGCAGACUACUUCUGUUCCUUUAAUAUCUUCUCCUCAAACCACACCUGAUCCUCAUAGCAUUGCCUCAAGCUUUUAUCUCGAAAAAUCUGAUCUGAAAGCUUUAUUAGCACCUGGCUGCUUCUAUAGCACACAUGCUUGCCUGGAAAUAGCUGUUUUCACGGGGAGGAAGGGAACCCAUUGUGGGGUCACCAUCAAAAGGCAGCAACUUGGGACUUUUAAGCUUGAGGUUGCUCCUGAAUGGGGUGAAGGGAAGCCAGUGAUUCUUUUCAAUGGUUGGAUAGGUCUUGGAAAAAACAAGACAGACACCGGAAAACCAGGUGCAGAGCUUCAUUUAAGAGUCAAAGUAGAUCCUGAUCCUAGAUACGUGUUCCAGUUUGAAGAUGCAACCAGACUGAGUCCUCAAAUAAAUCAGCUUCAAGGCUCUAUCAAGCAGCCAAUCUUUAGUUGCAAAUUUAGCCGAGACAGGGUGGGCCAGACAGACCCUCUGAGCAACUACUGGUCAGGUUCUAGUGACAAUAAUACCGAUCCUGAGUGCGAGAGAAGAGAGAGGAAGGGAUGGAAGGUGAAGAUACAUGAUCUUUCUGGCUCAGCUGUUGCCGCAGCGUUCAUGACAACUCCGUUUGUGCCUUCCACAGGUUGUGAUUGGGUUGCCAAGUCCAACCCAGGAGCUUGGUUGAUUGUUCGGCCUGAUGCUUGCAGGCCAGAGAGCUGGCAGCCAUGGGGUAAACUCGAAGCUUGGCGUGAACGUGGUAUGAGGGACUCCGUUUGCUGUAGAUUUCGUCUCAUGUCUGAAGGUCAUCAGGAGGCAGGGGAGCUUCUCAUGUCUGAGAUUUAUAUCAAUGCUGAAAGGGGAGGGGAGUUUUUCAUAGACACGGAUAGGCAGGCGCUUGCAACGGCAGCAACUCCAAUCCCAAGCCCGCAAAGCAGCGGAGACUUUGCAGGACUCAGCCCAGUUGUUGGAGGCUUUGUCAUGAGAUGUAAGGUGCAAGGAGAGGGAAAGACUAGCAAACCAUUGGUACAGCUUGCCAUGCGUCAUGUAACAUGUGUUGAGGAUGCUGCAAUCUUUAUGGCUCUUGCAGCUGCAGUUGAUCUCAGUAUCGAGGCAUGCCGCCCCUUCCGUCGGAAGAUAAAGAGAGGGUCAUGUUACUCUUUGUGAGAAAACAGCUAAAUGAAAAAGAUUACCGCAAAUACGCUACAACUCUACUUAGUCUUUCUUUCUUUCUUUUUUUUUGUUUCAACAUCUGGGAUUGUGUAUACAGUACAGAUGGAACUUGUAAUUGUGUUUUCUGCAACAUGUUCAGCUUAAUUUGGUUAGCAUAGUAGUUUGGAUUUGAAGGAACUUUUUUCCCAUACUCAUUCCAAAGUAGUUUGUACAUAACAAGAGCUCGUAACCUGUCAUGUGAAGGGAAAAAUUUGCUGUCUUAACUGGCUUAAGGGCAAUGAGCUUAUUUUUCAACUUAUAAGCAUGCAAAAUAUAUUAUAUAUAUAUUACUUCCAUUGUUACAAAAUUUCAA